AUGGGGUAAUCUCUUUGUAAAUUAUUGCCAUCUAUAUUUAAACAAAAGUAGGUCACGUUAGUUAUGAUUGGAUUAGAUGCAGUUGGAAAAACUUCAAUCCUUUAUUGGUUAGCAUUGAAAUCAGAAUUAAUAUCAACUAUUCCUACAAUUGGUUUUAAUAUUGAAACAAUCAAAUAUAAAAAUAUUCAAUUUAACUGUUUUGAUAUUGGUGGAGGAGAUAAAAUAAGAUUAUUAUGGAAAUAAUAUAUGUGUGGAGAAUUAAAUGGAAUUAUUUUUAUUAUAGAUUUAUCUGAUCUAAAAAGAUUACCAGAAGCAAAAAAAGAAUUAGUUAGAUUUCUUAAUGAAAAGGAGACUAAAGAUUCUCCUUUAUUAAUUUACGCUAAUAAAUUAGAUAUUGCUAAAUUUAAUCUUGAAUAUUUAAAAGAAUACUUAGAGUUUCCAUAUCAAGAUAGGAAAUGCCAUAUCUAAUAAUGUUCUGUUUUAACAGGAUAAGGAAUAUAUGAUGGUUUAAAUUGGUUAGUAAACAUUUAUAAAUCAAAAUGA
This is a messenger RNA of Paramecium sonneborni, 543 nucleotides long. Lineage: Eukaryota; Ciliophora; Oligohymenophorea; Peniculida; Parameciidae. The record is from the annotation of a GenBank genome assembly.